AUGGGCACCCUUGACGCCGCCGAGACGCCGCCGGAGAUGCGCUGGUGGGCCCGCAUCGAAGACGAGUGUCCGAUCACGCUGGAGCCGAUCAACACGAUGACCACGGCCCCGUUCUUUUUAGACGGCAGCUAUUUUGAUGCGGACAGCCUGCACGGCUACCUGAUCGAUACCGGGAGGCUGGAGAACCCCUGCACGCGCGCUCCAUUGUCGCGGGCCGUGUGCCGCGCGCUGGACGAACACGUGGGCGACGGCUCGCGACGCGUCGAGGCGCUGCACGCGCAGGAGUCGGCCGGCGCGGAUCGCGAGGCGGCCGUCGUCACGAAUGCGCUCCUCGACUACUACAGCCGGAAUCGCUCAAGUGGAGGCAUGCGAGUCGUCGACGACGACGAGGCGCCGUUCGUCCACGCCGAGGCUGACGCGGCGGAGGAGGCAUUCCCGUCGCUCGUGGACCGGCCGCCACCGCCGCCAAGGACCGUGCAAAAUGAGGGCUUCGCGGAUUUGGCGCGGCAGCGCGGCGAGGAAGACGCCGUCGCCGCGGCCCGGCGCUCCGCUGCCGCUGCCGUCGCGGCGGACCGGCGGCGCGCGGCGCGCGAGGCCGAGAAAGGCGCCCGGCGGAUCGCCGCCGAGGCCGCUCGCCGGGAAGCCGUCGCCGCGCGGACGGAGGCCGAGGCGCAACGAAGACGAGACGACGAACGCAAGCGGCGCGACGCGCUUGCAGAAGCUAGAGCUUGGGCCGCCGCGAAGAAGCGAUCCGACGCCGCCGCAGACGCCGCGCGCGACGCCGCCCGCGCCGAGGCGCGACGUGAAGCAUCAGCCGCCGCCGACGCCGUCGAUGCGGCCGCCGCGCGGCUGGCGGCGCUCGGCGCGGACCGCGACGCAGCUGAUGCCGCCAUACAGGCCGCUCUGGCCGCAGAGCGCCGCCGCGAGAAGAAGGCCCGCGAGCGGCAGCGGGCCAAAGAGAAAAAGAAGCGUCAGGCGGCCGAGAAGGCCCUGGCUGCGAAGGCCCAAAAAAAAGCAGAAGCUGCCGAGCGCCACGCCGAGGCCGUCCGCGCGGCCGCCGUGAGGUGUCCCGAGUGCGACACGGGCCUCCCGGGCAAAAUGACGGACUACUUCGAGAUGUGCGGGAUCUACUACUGCUCGACGGCGUGUGUGAAGGCGGCUCGGUUAGCCAAUGUUUAAGUUUAC
Pelagomonas calceolata is the source of this 1185-nucleotide messenger RNA. The record is from the annotation of a GenBank genome assembly. NCBI's taxonomy places the organism in Eukaryota, Pelagophyceae, Pelagomonadales, Pelagomonadaceae.